Molecule: messenger RNA, 3358 nt
Organism: Orussus abietinus
Lineage: Eukaryota; Metazoa; Arthropoda; Insecta; Hymenoptera; Orussidae
Product: putative sodium-dependent multivitamin transporter
Exons: 10
Coding region: 786-2576 (596 amino acids)
Biological process (GO): transmembrane transport; sodium ion transport
Cellular component (GO): membrane
Molecular function (GO): symporter activity
Source: RefSeq, a predicted model, not a curated record
UGACGUGCGAGUGUGUGUGACAUGUUUCGUCGAUAUUAACUUCAUGAUAGCCAGUAUCCUAAAAAGAAGCUUGUAGUGAAAUAGGGUCACUAUCAAGAAACGCAAUUCGAUGCAUAGUGGUAAGAUAUUCUGUCUUAAAUUCUCUUCCGUGAAAUCACUUACGGAAAAUAAAAGUAAUGAAUUAUAUUUCCACAUUAACAGAACGUUACAUUUAUCUAUCGCUGUUCACAGAAUAGAUAUCGUAAAUUUAACAACUCGAGAAUUCGUGCUCUUUAAUAUUAAAUUGUAGGAUAAAAACGGACACUUAAACGUUUAAAAGUUGGCGGGUAUUUGAUUAACCUCUUGUACGCACGCGCAUGGUCAUUUUUCCGUUGGUGCGCAUGCGCAUGUAGUGUAGCCACUGUCGAUAUGUAGAAGCCAGUAGAAAAGCUGCAGUGUAGGUAAGACGUCGAGAACGAGAGGACGUUUCGACGAGUUCUUGCUGAUUUCUGCCGGUCGCCAGGAGUUCAAUUUUUGGAAAGGAAUCCUCAAAAUUGCGGUAAAUAAUAUAUGAUUGUCAAGAUCAUUUGUUUGUGUCAAUACUUUCAGAGCAAAAACAUUAAAAGGAUAGAGGGCACGUGUUUGCAAGGACGGGUCGUCCGAUUUUCGGCGGGAAUAUUUUAAGAGAAAGUCACCCGCAUAAAAGAGUUCAUGCUAUUUACCGGCUUCAAGGACUUAUAAAUUUACAUUAGCCGACUUAGGUUGGUGUGGCACUUGUACACAUUUGUCUGUGAUUGACGAUAAAAAUGGCAGAAACAGCGACUUUAGGAUGGGUAGAUUAUUUGGUCAUUGGUGUGAUGCUGUGCAUCAGUGCGAGUAUUGGUAUUUACUAUAGGUUUACAGGAGGACGUCAAAAAACCGUAGAGGAAUAUUUUAACGCUGAUAGAUCAAUGAGCGUUUUACCUGUUGGAAUAGCUCUUGUGGUAUCGUUUAUGUCUGCUAUUACCAUAUUAGGAGUGUCUGCUGAAAACUAUGCGUUUGGAACGCAGUUUGUUGUUAUAAACAUAGCAUAUUUAGUAGGAAUACCGAUCAUAUGUUAUGGAUUCCUUCCUGUAUUCUUUAAGCUCCAAGCAACCAGUGCAUAUGAGUAUUUAGAAAAACGUUUUGGUGUUGGAGCAAGAUUAGUAGCAAGUUUUGCUUAUUGGAUUCAAUUGUUCUUGUAUUCUGGUAUUGUUCUUUAUGCACCUGCUCUGGCAUUGGAGGCAACAACAGGUCUUUCCAAAAAUGCAAGUAUCCUGAUCGUUGGACUGGUCUGUGCCUUCUACUCUGGGAUUGGUGGAAUAAAGGCUGUGCUAAUGACCGAUGUAUUUCAAGGUAUACUCAUGUUCCUUUCUGUACUUGUUAUAAUCGGAACUGCAGCAAAAACUGUUGGUGGUCUCGAUCAGAUCUGGUACAUUGCAGAGAAAGGUGGUCGUAUCGAGUUUGACAGUUAUUCAAUCGAUCCUACAGUUCGGCAUACUUGGUGGAGUCUUCUCAUCGGGGGCUUAUUCACCUUCUUGUCUUUAUUUGGGGUGAACCAAGUCCAAAUACAACGAAUGAUGACUGUAAAGAGUUUGAAGGCAGCUCGAUUAACACUGUGGAUAAACUGGCCCAUUCUGUCUUUACUUUCGAUACUAACGUGUUUUUCCGGACUCGCAAUUUAUAGUAAAUACUACAAUUGCGAUCCCCUGACUCAAGGCAGAAUUAGCUCUAUAGACCAGCUUAUGCCAUUAUAUGUAGUGGACACGAUGUCCCACUUACCUGGAUUACCUGGUCUGUUUAUAGCAGGUAUCUUCAGCGCAGGUCUUAGUACCUUAUCUGCAGGUUUGAACUCCUUAGCUGCCGUUACAAUAGAAGAUUAUUUCAAGCCAGUCUAUGAAAAAUUCGCCGGCAAAGAAUUCCCACCAUUAAAGUUAACUCUUCUUGGAAAAGUAUUUGCCUUCGUCUUUGGGCUGAGUUGCAUCGCGUUAGCGUUCCUAGCUCAAUAUUUAGGUGAUAUUUUGCAGGUCAGCUUGACCAUCUUUGGAGUAGUAGGCGGUCCACUUUUAGGGAUCUUCACUUUAGGAAUGGGCUUUGAAUCGGCUGGACAGUCUGGAGCGAUAACAGGAUUAAUGACUUCUUUGGCAUUUUUGUUGUGGAUAGCUUUUGGGACGCCCAGGCCAACUAACGAGUUGUUGCCUCUAUCCGUAGCGGGUUGCGAAAUCAAUGACGCAAACAGCACGUUAUCAACACCGACAUUGAGUCCUACGGACAAUGAAUCCUACUUCUACCUCUAUCGAAUCUCCUACAUGUGGUAUGCACCAUUAGGGUUUUUAAUAACGAUCAUCGUUGGACUGGUUGUCAGUAACUUGGUGUAUCUUUGCUCGGGGCGAGAAAGAGUGGAGUGCGAUCCAGAUUUGUUUUUCCCCUUUGUGUCUACGCGACUCCGUCGGAAACUUCGGCUGAACACCGAGAGCAAUGGUCACCAAAUCCCAAGUAUAGUUUUGCAGAGAAAGUACACAUUUGAUGAUGACCACGAUGUAUCCCAGAGGGACCAAGUAGCGAGCACGGUGGUUUAGCGCACUUUUAAGACCUUUGUUGUCGAUACUUCGUUAAUGUGUAUGUGCGUUUGAUGCAGUUUACAUUUUCACAUUCCGUACUUAGAACUUAAUGUUCAGUUUCGUGGAGUGUUCGGUAUUUCACCGGCUAAAUUUACUGGAAUGGCUGUAGCAGUUACAUCAGAGAUCUCGCGUGCUUCUGCUUGAAGUUCAUCUUAACAUAAAUAUUUUCAUUGUGAUAGGUCUAUCGGUACCUAAUCAUGUGAAUUAACAUAUCUUGUCUUUUCCAUGGCGUUCGAAAAGACAGCUCAAUUAAUCAGCUGCAUGAGCCAAUGUUUGCUGAGUAACAAUUUCGUAAUUUCCGAGUACUACUGUAUACAUUUAAUUAUUUAUUAGUUUUAUUGUAGCCCGACAAUCUUUCCACAUCUCUCGAGAUAAAAAGGGAUAUGCUUUUUAAAGUCACAUCCACGUGCGUAGACUUUUUACAAGCGAUUGCCCGGAAUGAAGCAAUUGAUAAGGGAUUCUAGAAACAUCCAUCAAUAUCUAAGAAUGUCUAUGACGUUCAGAAGUCUCGAACAGAGCGCUUAGUAAAAUUCUCGAAUCAUUUGCAUCUGUAGCUAAUCAAUAUUCGGCAAUGUAAGAGCGAUUAGAGUUUCGUUCUGUGUUAAAGUGCGCUUCAAAUUAACAAGCGGGGUUGUUUUGGUGUAUAAAAAAGAUCACUAUAGUGUUCUUAAGAGGAUAUGAAACUGGCAACUGAAGGGUCAAUCGUUCAUGAAACUUUUCCACGAACUGGGUGUAUCGAA